Molecule: messenger RNA, 780 nt
Organism: Aspergillus alliaceus
Lineage: Eukaryota; Fungi; Ascomycota; Eurotiomycetes; Eurotiales; Aspergillaceae
Product: SDR family NAD(P)-dependent oxidoreductase
Exons: 2
Coding region: 1-780 (259 amino acids)
Molecular function (GO): oxidoreductase activity
Source: RefSeq, a predicted model, not a curated record
AUGGUUGACACGCUCUCGCUCACAGGCAAGGUUGCCAUUAUCACCGGCUCAGCCAGGGAGACAGGCAUAGGUGCUGCCAUUGCGGCGGCCCUGGCACGCAAUGGAGCCUACGUGACCAUCGACCAUGUCUCUGACAGCAGUGCUGAGGCCGCAGCUCGUGUGGCCCAGAAAAUAUCCAACGAAGGAGGCAGGGUAACGGUGGUCCAGGCAGACGUUUCCACACCUGAAGGGGCGAAGAUGUUGGUUGACGAGACACUUGCGGCGUUUAACGUCGAUCACAUUGAUAUCCUAGUCAACAAUGCAGCCGCAGGUAUGCCUCAGAGUGUCCUACAGGCCACGCGUCAGUCCCUCGAAACCGUGUUCUCGACAAUUGUCUACGCACCGAUAUUUGUCGUGCAAGCCGCCGUCCCUUAUAUGCCUCGCGGCGGUCGCGUGAUCAACAUCGGCUCCGUUGCAUCAAAACUGGGAAUGGCCCCGGUGGCCAUUUACGGUGCUGCAAAAGCCGCAUCAGAUUCUUUGACAUACUCAAUGGCAAUGGAACUGGGUCGGAGCCACGGUAUCACCGUUAAUACAGUGUCUCCAGGACCUGUCAACACGGGUGUUUUGCCCAAGGAACAGGCGGAAAAGAUUGACGGAUUUCUCGUACCGAUGACGAGGGCGGAGGGGAGAGUUGGCACCACGGAGGAUAUUGCAGAUGCUACACUCCUGUUGGCUUCGGAAAAGAGUCGAUGGAUCACCGGACAAGUUAUCUCGGUGAGUGGCGGGAUCACGGGGAAUUAG